CCAUAAUUCUAAACUAAUACCCCCUCAGUUUUAAUAUAAGUCGUUUUAAUUAUUUUUUUAUUUUUUUUAAAAAAUAUUAUUAAUUAUUUCUCUAACCACAAUUCAAUCAAUAAUAAAAUAAAAUGUAUAUUAUCUUUGGUUAUAUAACAUUAACUUGUUAAUAAAUUUUACAUAGAAAAUUGAAAAUUUCAUCCAAUUUGGAACAUAAAAUUUCUUCUAAAAUGUUGUCUAUUAAAAAAAAUAGAAAGAGUAUAAUUUUAAUAAAUGCAAUUAUUUUUCUGAAGUUUAUAAUUAUAAUCAUUAUUAAUUCAUAAAAGUUGUACAUUGAAAAUAUAAAAAUCAUCUUUUAAAAUACUUUUUUCUAAAAGGGAGGGAGUAUCGUUUUGUGUUAUCAACAAAUUAAAGCCCAUUAUUACCACAUCGUUUGGAUGUUUCAUAGUAAAGAUUACAUUUCAUAAAAAAUGACUACAUUCUUCUUCUCAAAACUAAACUAAGUUGUUUCAUAUUUCUAGUGAACUAAAAGUUCUCUGAUCCUAUAAAUUUCCCUAUUGUUUCAUUAACAACCCUAUUUUUGGUUUGGAUAAAGAAAAAGCAAAGAUUCUUACGUACCCUGCACAGCAAAAUUUUCUCCAUGAAGCUAAAUAACCAUCAAAGUAACCUCCAACACGAACCUACAGUUAGCUUAUAUCAGAGGUAAUAAACCCCAAAAUCCAAAAUAUAUAUACACAUACUUUUGAUCUACAAAAUCGAUAAGAAAAAAAAAACAAAAAUUGAUAUGGAGAUCCAAACAUUUCCCAACGAAAUCGUAUUCUUUGAUCUAGAAACUAACGUACCAAACAAAACAGGACAACAUUUUCACAUCCUAGAGUUUGGUGCCAUCAUCGUAUGUCCAAGAAAACUCGAGGAGCUAGAGAGCUUCACAACGCUUAUACAACCCAAAGACCUGUCAGUGGCCUCAUUACGAUCGUCUAGGUUAGAUGGAAUCACGAGGGCUAAGGUCACAGACGCACCAAGUUUCGAAGAUGUGGCUGAGAAGAUCUAUGGUUUGUUGAAUGGUCGGAUUUGGGCAGGUCAUAACAUUAUAAGAUUCGAUUGCGUUAGGAUUAAAGAAGCUUUUGCUGAGAUCGGUAAAGCUGCGCCUGAACCCUCAGGGAUCAUUGAUUCUUUGGGUUUAUUAAGUGACAAGUUUGGCAAAAGAGCUGGCAACAUGAAGAUGGCAAGUUUGGCCGCCUAUUUUGGUCUUGGAGUGCAAAAACACAGGAGUCUUGACGAUGUUCGAAUGAAUUUAGAGGUCCUCAAGCACUGUGCAACAGUGCUUUUCUUGGAAUCUACACUUCCGAAUCAAUUAGAGGGAAAGUGGCAAAGUUCUUCAAAGAUCAGGACAAGAAGUCGAAGUCAUCGCCAAAUAGCCCAAAAAGCAAUGCCUUACACGAAGGGUAGUAGUCUCGGGAAGAUGGCACAGAAUGUGAAGAAUAUCUUAAACAAAGCUCAAGGCAUCCAAACUCUUCAAAGCUUGAUUAGACAUUCUCAUUCUUUGCUUAGAUGAUUAUUUGCAUCCCUUGGUGGUUGUUAUUUUUUUUUAUAAUUUGAAAAAUGAAUUUCAUUGUAUAUAUUGCACAUUUGUGUUUAUGUUCACUGGCUAUACUGCCAAAAAAAUUAUUAGAAAACUAUUUAUAUUAUGAUUCACACGGUAUUGCUAAGUGAUUUUAACGCCAUAUGAAAAGAUCGUUGUAGAA
Brassica napus (rape) is the source of this 1736-nucleotide messenger RNA. Its product is annotated as protein NEN4-like. Gene Ontology annotation, molecular function: 3'-5' exonuclease activity; nucleic acid binding. The record is from RefSeq and is a predicted model, not a curated record. Bases 776 to 1546 code for a protein of 256 amino acids. The transcript is spliced from 5 exons. Lineage: Eukaryota; Viridiplantae; Streptophyta; Magnoliopsida; Brassicales; Brassicaceae.